Lasiodiplodia theobromae is the source of this 942-nucleotide messenger RNA. RefSeq names its product Dienelactone hydrolase. Gene Ontology annotation, molecular function: hydrolase activity. Bases 1 to 942 code for a protein of 313 amino acids. The record is from RefSeq and is a predicted model, not a curated record. Lineage: Eukaryota; Fungi; Ascomycota; Dothideomycetes; Botryosphaeriales; Botryosphaeriaceae. The transcript is spliced from 8 exons.
AUGGCUGACCAAGACGUCGCAACCAGAGCGCCCGAAAGCGACGUCCAAGAAGACGCCUCGCAGCCCACCAUGACCGAGCACUGCGCCAGUGAUCGGCCCACCCCUGCUGGGGAAGUCUCGACUGGAGAGAUCACCAAGCUCAAUGGCGUAGACGUCUACAUCGCGAAGCCCAGCGACUACCCGCAUUCGCCCUCGAAGCUCCUCCUACUGCUCACGGGCGGAACCGGCAUCAAGUCGACAAACAACCAGCUUCAGGCGGACAAGUAUGCGAAAGAGGGCUUCCUCGUCGUGAUGCCGGACCAGUUCGAGGGUGACCCGGCGCCGAACGCAACCAUGCCUGCCAACGAGCAGCCGAGUUUCGUCGAACAGCUCAAGCUCGGUUUCGCCCAGACGACCAAGGCUUUCAUGCUGGACAUGUGGCUGGCUCGGCACACCCCCGAGAAAGUGCUCCCGAUCUUGCACAAAGUGAUCGAGGGUGUCAAAGAGGAGUUCGCCGAUGCCAUCGCGAAUGGGGGAGGCAUAUAUGGAGCCGGGUACUGCUUCGGUGCAAGAUAUAUUCUCAUUCUUGCUGGAAAGCAUUCCGAUACGGUCGCGUGGGGCCAGCAGAGCAAGCCUGAAGAUGUGGAGAGCGGCGCAGUGGAGAAAGGCCCAGAGAUCAAAGUUGGCGCUAUCGCCCACCCCACGACGAUGACUAAGGAGGAGUUGGCGGCCAUCGCAGUCCCUGUCUCAUUGGCUCUCGUCGAGAACGAUCCCGUGUUCCCGGAUGAGCUCGCGACGGCGGGCAAAGAAGCGCUCGAAAAGAACGGUGUCGAGCACGAGAUCAAGACUUACUCGGGCGUCCCUCACGGCUUCGCCGUGCUUGGAGAUUAUGAGGACUCUAAGAUCACUUCGGAGCAACAGAUUGCCUAUGGACAGAUGCUUGGCUGGCUCCAGACACACUAA